[Torrubiella] hemipterigena is the source of this 1763-nucleotide messenger RNA. The record is from the annotation of a GenBank genome assembly. Lineage: Eukaryota; Fungi; Ascomycota; Sordariomycetes; Hypocreales; Clavicipitaceae.
CCUGUCGACAAUACAUAUGUACGUGGUCCCUCGCGGAAAAGAACCUUUUUAGACCAGUAUCUUUUUUUUCAGCUUGCAUUGGCUUUAACCGCAGCUUUCCAUCAAUUACAUACGAUGUUUUCCGACAAGAAGGCAACAAACAUGCAACGAACCGCUACAAAGACUCCCAACAACGGCGUUCAACACGAAGUGGAUAGUCAAGAUGACAAAAGGAAAAUCGGUGUUACUGGCGCCGCGUUCCUUAUCCUGAAUAGGAUAGUCGGGACCGGAAUUUUCGCAACUCCAUCAGAAAUAUUUGCUAAGGCUGGCUCUGUUGGAAUGGCGUUGAUCCUAUGGGUCUUUGGAGGCGUAAUUACAUUUUGCGGCCUUUCGGUGUUUCUUGAAUUUGGUCUUGCAAUUCCUCGCUCUGGUGGUGAGAAGGUUUACCUAGAGCGGGUAUACCGCUGGCCGCGGGGAAUGACAAGUUUUGCCAUGGCGGCACAGCUUAUAUUGUUGGUUUGGCCUGCCAGCAAUGCGCUUGCAUUUGGAAGAUAUGUCCUUCUUGCAAAUGGCAUUGCACAGGACGGUUGGCCUGCCCGCGGCGUUGGCGUGGCUCUUGUUGUCGCGAUCAAUGUGCUCUGCGCCAUCACUCCGAAGUGGAGCAUCUACGUGUCUAAUAUAUUGGGCAUCAUCAAGACAUUGGUUCUGCUGUUGAUUGUUGGUGCAGGGUUGGCUGCUCUAGCUGGUCAUCGCCAAGCUCCGAACCCCCAAAACUUUAAGAACGUAUUUGCUGUCGAAGAUGCCAGUGGUUACAGCGUGUACGGUAUCUCGAGUGCCAUGCUUGGCGUUAUUUUUAGCUUUCGGGGCUGGGAAAAUGCGAAUUAUAUUGCCGGAGAGCUCAAAGACCCGCGCAAGACACUCGCCCUCGCCACACCACUUGCAGUUGGUGGUGUGACUAUUCUCUACACUCUAGUGAACAUUGCAUUCUUUGCCGUCGUGCCCAGAUCUGACCUCAUCAAAGCCGAAGUGCUUGUCUCAGGUUUAUUUUUCGAGAAGAUGUUUGGCGAAUUUGGUGUUGCAAGAGUGCUUCCAGUCUUUAUAGCAAUUAGCAACGCAGGCGCAGCGUUAGCGUUCAGCUACACGCACGCACGAGUGAUACAAAAUUUAGGGAAGGAGAAUCUCUUGCCAUACAGCAUGUUUUGGACAUCUGACCGGCCGUUUGGCUCACCCACUGCCGCUGUGAGUGCUCUCCAAAUUACUCUAUCACUUUGUUUUUUUCUUUUUGAAUUCUUUCCGUUUGACUAAAUCCUGAUAGCUAUUAUUGCAAUCAUUUAUGACUAUUGUUGUCCUAAUUGCACCGCCGCCUGGCCCAGCGUACAGCUUUAUUAUCAGUUUGACUGCAUAUCCUACCACAUGGAUACAUGCUUUCGUCACCGGCGGAUUGAUAUGGUUACGUUUCCGCAAGUCGGAGAAUUGGUCGUCGCCGUGGCGCUCGCCAGUGAUCAUUUUGGUCCUGUACCUUUUUACUAACAUCUUCUUGCUCCUUGCACCAUUUAUUCCUAACCCUCAAAACAACCGGAAAGGAGCCUACCCUUACUUUACCGUUCCAUUGGUUGGCACGCUAACCCUUUUUCUCUGCAUACUGUAUUGGUUCAUCCGUAUGAGGCUGUUGCCGCAAUGGCGUGGCUACGUCAUCGUUGGCGAACAUCGAACAGACUCUAACCAAUGCACCUACAUUGUUUAUAAAAAGAUGAAGUUUAGUAAGCAGCAUUAAUAGAAAGUUC